This is a messenger RNA of Vanrija pseudolonga, 5107 nucleotides long. RefSeq names its product Multidrug resistance protein fer6. Lineage: Eukaryota; Fungi; Basidiomycota; Tremellomycetes; Trichosporonales; Trichosporonaceae. The transcript is spliced from 7 exons. The record is from RefSeq and is a predicted model, not a curated record. Gene Ontology annotation, molecular function: ABC-type transporter activity; ATP hydrolysis activity; ATP binding. Gene Ontology annotation, biological process: transmembrane transport. The coding region runs from base 308 to 4870 and encodes 1520 amino acids. Gene Ontology annotation, cellular component: membrane.
CACCACCUCUGACAGCAACGUCAGAUAUCUCGUCUGUUCGGUCACUACUCCGCAGGUCGAGCGAGCCCAGUAAUCAUCACGCGAUUACACGCCUGCACGGCCAUCUCCGCGCAGCCUCGUAUUUUAUUUUGGACCCCCCAGCUGCUCCAGGAGGCACCACACCACCCGGCCUCAUCGGCGUCUCCACAAGCACACGACGACGACAGCGACGACGGAGCUCAUUUAUUCCGCGUUCCCAGCUUUUCUGACUCGGCGUGAAUCUCUUGUGUUUGUCGUCCACCGACUCGACAAUCGAGCAUAGACUCGCAUGAGCAGCGCUCGCGACGACUCACCGUCGUCCACCCUGCGCGACAGCGCGACGGCGCUAGGUGCCGGAACCGCCGCGCCUCCUCCUGCGGCCCCAGCCCCUGCUCCCGCCACCGGCCGUCCAGCAUCAACAGUCGCUAGCUCGAGCGAAGAUGAAAAGACCAAGGCCUUUGGCGAUAUCGACGAAAAGGACGCCACUCACAAGGCUGCCAUGGGCAAGCAACCCAAAGGCGACUAUGAGGAGCGCGGCAUCGUCGAGGUCGAGGAGGACGGCAAGGUCCGCAAGGCCAUGGUCGUCAUUGAGGAGAAGUCGGGCAAGGAGCUCCUAAAGGAUGUCGCUGGUGGGCCGUACACCACGCCCCAGUGGCGGCACUCUCUGCCCUUCGUCAAGCCAAAGUACCCGCCACCGCCGGCGCCGCUCUCGCUCGACGACGCGCAGUUCACGCCAGAGAUCGGCUCAAACUUCUUCUCGUACCUCUUCUUCAACUGGGUCAGCCCGAUGAUGGCGCUUGGCUCGGCAAGGACGCUCCAGCCGUCCGACAUGUGGAAGAUGGGCGACGACCGGAGUGCCGGUGUGCUCGCGCAGAAGCUCACGGGCAACUAUGAGCGCCGGAAAAAGGAGGCAGAGGAGUACAACAAGCUGCUCGUCGACCCCGCCACUCCGCUGCCACUGUCCAAGCGCAUCCUCUACCCCCUGCUUCCUCACCGCGAGAAGCGCGAGCACGACUAUCGCACUAAAUUCGGCCAGAAGAAGGCCUCGCUCGCCUGGGCCCUCAGCGAUACCUUUGGCUCGUGGUUCUGGAUGGCCGGUCUGUUCAAGUUUGUUGCGGAUAUUGCCACGGCAUGCUCGCCCCUCAUCCUCCGCGCCCUCAUCAAGUGGAGCACGAAGUACGAGCUUGCGAUGCACGGCCUCGGCCACUACCCCAGCAUCGGCUCGGGCAUCGGCAUGGCCAUCGGCCUGUUCUUCCUGCUCGUCGUCUCGUCGAUCGGUCUCCACCACUUCUUCUUCCGCUCCAUGGCUGUCGGUGUGCUCUCGCGCGCUGCUCUCAUCUCUGCGAUUUAUGAGCGCGCACUCCGUCUCACGCAGAAGGCACGCGGUGAGAUUCCCAACGGCAAGAUUGUCAACCACAUCUCGACCGACACGUCGCGUAUUGACUUUGCCUCGGGCUUCUUCCACAUUGUGUGGACCGCGCCGAUCCAAUUCAUCGUUAUCAUGAUCAUCCUGCUCGUCCAGAUCGGCUACUCGGCCCUUCCCGGUAUCGCCUUCCUGCUGGUCAUGACGCCCGCCCAGGCGACGAUCAUGAAGCAGCUAUUCGCGAUCCGCAAGAAGGCAAUGGUUUGGACCGACAAGCGUGCCAAGCUGCUGCAGGAGGUUCUCGGUGGUAUGCGCAUCGUCAAGCUCAUGAGCUGGGAGGCUCCCUUCCUGGAGCGUCUCCGCGCUAUCCGUGGCAUGGAGAUCAAGUACAUCCGCACGCUCUUGGUGGUGCGAUCUGCAAUGAUGGCCUUUGCCAUGUCGCUCCCCGUGCUGGCAACCAUCCUCGCCCUCAUCACCUACUCGGCUACCGCCCACACUCUCCAGGCCGCGACCAUCUUCACCGUCGUCACCCUCUUCCAGCUUAUGCGCAUGCCGCUCAUGAUGUGGCCCAUGACCCUCAGUGCCAUUGCCGACGCUGCCAACGCCCUUGGUCGUCUCCAGGCCGUGUUUGACGCCGAGGUUACCACCGAGGAGCGCCUCAUCGACCCUGACAUGGACGAGGCUGUGCGCAUUGUCCAUGCCUCGUUCACCUGGGACGCAGCUCCUCCCGUCGAGGAGGAGGUCGCCAAGCUCGAGGCCAAGCUCGCUGCCGCUCAGGCGAAGAAGGCUGCCAAAGAGGGUGGCGGCACCACUGGCCACGCUACCCCCGCGAAGACUCCUGUCGCCAAGACCCCCGCAAAGACUGGCGCCGGCACUCCUCCCCCUGAGGCCGAGGCCGACAUCUUCCAGAUCAAGGACAUCAACCUCUCCAUCCCCCGCGGCUCGCUCACUGCCAUUGUCGGUGCCAUUGGUUCUGGCAAGUCGUCGCUUCUUCAGGGUCUGAUGGGCGAGAUGCGCCGUACCGAGGGCAAGGUCAUCUUCUCUGGCUCGACUUCACUCUGCGCCCAGACUCCCUGGAUCCAGAACGCUACUGUCCGCGAGAACAUUCUGUUCGGUCUUCCGUUCGAGGAGGACCGCUACUGGGCUGCUGUCAAGCACGCGUCCCUUGAGCCCGAUCUCGAGAUCCUUGAGGACGGAGACGGAACCGAGAUUGGUGAGAAGGGUAUCACCCUCUCUGGUGGCCAGAAGCAGCGUGUCAACAUUGCCCGUGCCCUCUACUUCAACGCCGAUAUCAUUGCCCUCGACGACCCUCUGUCGGCGCUCGACGCUGGUGUCGGCAAGGCCGUCUUCUUCAACGCCAUCAAGGGUGCCCUCGCAGGCAAGACCCGCCUGCUUGUCACCCACGCCAUUCACUUCCUCCCCCAUGUCGACAACGUCAUCCUCCUUGAGGACGGCCGUGUCGCUGAGACUGGCACGUACGCCGAGCUCAAGGCCCAGGGCGGCGCGUUCACCCGCCUUGUCAAGGAGUUUGGUGCCGAGGACACGGAGGAGGCCGAGGCCGCCGACGAGGAGAUUGCCAUCAACACGUCCGACCCCAAUGCUCCCGCGUCGGCGCCUGUCGACCGCUCCAAGAUGGUCACCCGUGGCCUCCGUCACCAGCUCAUGCAGGAGGAGGAGCGCGGCACUGGCGCCAUCAGCGGCCGUACCUGGAUCGACUACUUCAAGGCUGGACACGGCGUCUACAUGAUCCCCUUCUUGCUCCUCGCCGUUGUCAUCGCCCAGGGCUUCACCGUCGUCACGUCGUACUGGCUCAUCUGGUGGCAGAAGUACGAGUGGGGAUGGAGCAACAACAAGUUUAUGGGCGUGUACGCCGCCCUCGGUUUCGGGUCGGCUAUCUCCGCAUUCUUCAUGGGCUUCACCAACGCCUACAUCAACUACUUUGCCUCGGUCCGCCUCCAUGCCGACGCCAUCCAGCGCAUCAUGUUCGCGCCCCAGAGCUUCUUUGACACGACUCCGCUCGGCCGAAUCAUGAACCGCUUCUCCAAGGACAUUGACACGAUUGACAACACAUUGAGCGAUGCUAUGAGGAUGUCGGUGGGCACUCUUGGAAAUAUUGCCGGCGCAAUUGUCCUGUUGGCCAUUGUAUCCCCGUGGUUCUUGAUCGCCGUGUCGGUCGUUCUGGUCUGCUACUGGCACUGUGCGCAGUUUUACCGCCGGUCGUCGCGCGAGUUCAAGCGAAUCGACGCCCUCCUCCGGUCUUCGCUCUACUCCCACUUCUCUGAGUCGCUCUCGGGCAUCGCUACCAUCCGCGCGUACGGAGAGAGUGAACGGUUCUGCGCCGACAAUGUGGCGCGCACUGACGUGGAAAAUCGUGCCUACUUCAUGACUAUAGUUAACCAGCGCUGGCUGGGAAUUCGUCUCGACAUGCUCGGCUCCCUCCUCACCUUCUCGGUCGCCCUCAUCGUCGUCCUCAACCACAAGGUCACCGCCGCCAAGUCGGGCCUCGGCCUCUCGACCAUGCUCACAGUGCAGCAGGCCUUCUCUUGGCUUGUCCGCCAGCUGGCCGAAGUUGAGAACGACAUGGUCGGCGCCGAGCGUAUCCUCCACUAUGCCAACCACCUGGAGCAGGAGGCCCCGCAGAAGAUUCCCGACACCCUGCCCCCUCCCACGUGGCCGGCCGAGGGAAGGAUCGAGUUCGACAACGUCUUCAUGAAGUACCGCCCCGAGCUGCCCAACGUUCUCAAGGGCCUGUCGCUUAGCGUCAAGGCCAACGAGAAGAUUGGUGUGGUCGGCCGCACUGGUGCCGGCAAGUCGUCCAUCAUGGUUACCCUGUUCCGCCUGGCGGAGCUGAGCGGCGGCAGCAUCAAGAUUGACGACAUCGACAUCUCCAAGAUUGGCCUCAACGAGCUCCGCUCCCGCAUCUCCAUCAUCCCCCAGGACCCUCUCCUCUUCAGCGGCACGCUCCGCUCCAACAUUGACCCCUUCGGCACCAAGACGGACGCCGAGCUGUACGACGCUCUCAAGCGCGCGCACCUCAUCCCGUCGGCGACUUAUGGCUCCGCCGAGCCCGGCACCGAAACGCCGACGUCUCGCUUCAACCUCGACUACGCCGUCGAGGAAGAGGGCAACAACCUUUCCGUCGGCGAGCGUUCGCUCGUCUCGCUUGCUCGUGCGCUCGUCCGCGACCCCAAGAUCCUCGUCCUCGACGAGGCGACUGCCUCUGUUGACGUCGAGACGGACGCCAAGAUCCAGGAGACGAUCCGUCGGGAGUUUGGCAACAAGACCCUGCUGUGUAUCGCCCACCGUCUGCGCACCAUUCUCUCGUACGACCGCAUCCUCGUCAUGUCGGAGGGCCAGGCCGAGGCGUUCGACACCCCCGAGAACCUGUACACCUCUGGCAGCCACUUCCGCGAGAUGUGCGAAAAGUCGGGCAUCACGCUCGAGGACAUUCGCCACUACCAGUCGCUCAAGUUUGGGGUCAGGGAGUAGACGGUGUUCACGACGUCAUUUGUGAAGCUGGGAACAGGGGCGGUGCCGACUUGGAGUUUGUCGGUGCUUUGGAAUCGCGGGUGCACGACCGGGAACAGCGCCGGGAGGUGUUCCGCUAGCCCGACGGCACCGUCCGGUGCCGUGGCCGCUCCCGGUGGCGGCGGCAGGGUUCUGGCGGGUGGGUCGGGAACUGGAAUCCAGCGAUAAAAGUCUCCUCAAAGCAUACAUAGACCUGGG